This is a messenger RNA of Hypoxylon trugodes, 1176 nucleotides long. RefSeq lists its product as uncharacterized. The coding region runs from base 60 to 1124 and encodes 354 amino acids. The record is from RefSeq and is a predicted model, not a curated record. The transcript is spliced from 2 exons. Lineage: Eukaryota; Fungi; Ascomycota; Sordariomycetes; Xylariales; Hypoxylaceae.
AUACAUUUUGCUCUUCAUUUGACCCCUAAAUCAGGUAAUAACUUAGUUUCUCCCCUAUCAUGGCAUCAUGGAGUGUCAGAGCUAUACGCACUAUCGCGGCAGCGCCAUUUCUUUUCAUAGCGGUCUGGUGCGCCCGUGAAAUGGAUCUUCAGAAAAUCGCUGCCAACCAACAACCAUUCGAAGAAUCCGGCGUAAUUGAGUGGGAUGGCGGGAAGAUCUCGAUAACUGAAGGCUUCUACAAAGUAGACAUUUUUAAUAAACUGUUUUUCGGUGGAACGGCAACUUUCUCACCUGCAACGUUUGGAUACGAUGCUGUUUCCUGGUGGCAGCUAUUUGCUUUUCUUGUCGACCUUGGUCCCGUGUAUACAGUAUGGAUUUUGGAGUCGUACCGUACUGGCAUCGCCUAUACGCCGAUGUACUUUCCUACAAUAUUCACAUUCGCGGGCCAAAUGCUUGGCUUGGGGCCUGUAGCUCCUGUUUUCUAUUGUUUGUACUUUAUUUUUGGUCCAACAGCUUCAGGCAUGGCCGCGUCGCCAGUUCGCGAUCGGACCGUUUGGCGUGGAAAUGGUGGCGUUUUACUUCUGGUCGUAUUUCUGUUUCAUACGGCUGAGGUUUUCGCUAUGUUUCUUGCUCCCGAUUUUGAGAUUCGGCAUUAUUGGACUUGGGCCUGGCAACUCACCCCUAUAUGGAUCGGAGUUGGCAAUUUAUUCCUUAGUACAAUAGUUGCGCCAUUCCUGCCCAAGACCAACAUGAUCGCGCCCCCGAAAAUUUUAACGGCGGUCCUGGGAUUGUUCUCGGCUGGCGUUUGGGGUUACACACUACUAUUUUCGCCUUAUUCUCUAUCAACUCUUCUUAUUCCAGCAGUGGGGCCACAGUCGGAAUUCAUCACACACUGUCGAAAGGCAUUCCAAGCUGAUUACAUAGGCGUUUUGGGCAGCUCCCUUUUAUGGCUUGUAUACUCCUUCUUUGACCUUGGUAGCGUUGGUUUGUUAGGCCGAAACUGGUUCUAUUACGUCGCGCUACUCCCCGUUGUCACCGCUCUCGUGGGUCCAGGGGCUGCUUUUAUUCUUGGUUGGUACCUAAGGGAGAGGGCGUUGUCCGUUAAAAGGAAUCAAUCCACCUAAGUAACGAAUGCGCACGAAAUAGAAUCUACGGUAUAUAGAGUCGCUGACAGGA